Molecule: messenger RNA, 1812 nt
Organism: Colletotrichum costaricense
Lineage: Eukaryota; Fungi; Ascomycota; Sordariomycetes; Glomerellales; Glomerellaceae
Product: major facilitator superfamily transporter
Exons: 6
Coding region: 1-1812 (603 amino acids)
Biological process (GO): basic amino acid transport; transmembrane transport
Cellular component (GO): fungal-type vacuole membrane
Molecular function (GO): basic amino acid transmembrane transporter activity
Source: RefSeq, a predicted model, not a curated record
AUGACGCGCUCAAAGACAUUACAAAGUGGUGAAGGAACACAGAGGGGAGUUGACGAGAGGUCGCCUUUGUUGUCGAGUACUCGACGGGGGUCGAGUUCGUCAGGUGAGAGCUCUUUGACUUCCUCGUCGUCUAGCGCAGACUCGGACGGCCAAUACCUUCCAUGGCAUCUCACACGGCCAUCAGAAGUCGUCGAUUCGAGCGUCGAUGUCGAACAAGUAGCACCCGUUGCAACCGCCGGCGAUGAUGCAAAGCUACAAGCCAGAAAGACCUCGACUUGGGCAGUUGUCAAGAUCGUGUCUAUCCUGCUGGUUGGAACUUUUACUGCGAACGCCGAUGGCUCUUUGGUGAUGGCAACGCACCCAACGAUUGCCUCUGAAUUCGAUGAUCUCGAAAACUCCAGUUGGCUCUUCGUCUCUUUCGCGUUGGCAGGAGCGGCAACUCAGACUUUGUAUGGCAAGCUCAGUGACAUUUACGGGCGGCGUGCCCUCCUCAUGGUGGCUUAUACCUUGUUUUCCGUUGGAUGCGCAAUGGUCGGCGUCGGUCGCACAAUGUGGCAAGUCGUGCUUGGACGGGUCAUUUCAGGAUCUGGUGGCUCAGCAUUGAACGUCCUCGGGCUGCUCUUGGUGACAGAUCUCGUCCCACUCCGUGACGUGGCUGCGUGGCAAGCAGGUAUCAACCUGGCCGCAACAGUAGGACGAAGUCUUGGUGGACCUGUGGGAGGUUGGCUAGCCGAUACCAUUGGAUGGCGAUGGUCUUUCCUCGGCCAGGCACCCAUUUUCCUACUUGCUGUCUUGCUGUGUUGGUUUUUCCUGCCAAAAGGCAAGCAAGUGGGCAAGAGUGAUGAAGGUGUUGAAGCAAGCGGCAAGCCCAUCAACGGCAAAAAGGGCUCUCUAGCGAGGAUCGACUUUCUUGGCGCUGCUUUAUUGGCACUCUUCAUCCUGACCUUUCUCCUCCCGAUUGAGAUUGGAGGUACCAAGAUACCUUGGAGCCACCCGCUCAUCUUCGUUCUCUUUGGCGUAGCUGUCGUGUUUGGUGGACUCUUUGCCGCCGUUGAGGAGUGGUGGGCUAAAGAGCCAAUCUUUCCCCUGGAACUGUUGAAGCAUCGCGACAUUAUCUUGACGUACGUCAUUAGCGGUGGGCAAGUCGCAGCUCAACUCGGCCUUAUGUUCUCCGUCCCGCUCUAUUUCCAGGUGACACAGCGUGUCUCUAACACUGUUGCUGGAAUACAUCUCUUCCCCGCCGUCUUUGGGAAUGCCAUCGGUGGCGUCCUUGCUGGAUAUCUGAUCAGAAAAACUGGUCGUUACAAAUCUCUAUUGAUAAUUGCGACUAUCGCAUCGAUGUUCUCCUACUCGCUUUUGCUGCUUCGGUGGCAUGGAGAUACAAAUGCUUGGGAGUCGCUUUACAUCGUACCUGGUGGGUUUGGGGCUGGCCUGGUACAGUCGGCGGGUUUCAUCAGCAUUCAAGCCGCAGCCAACCCCAAGCACAAGGCCGCAGUGACGUCGGGAAUGUUUUUGACAUUCCAAAUCGGCAUGAUCCUCGGCCUGUCAUGUGUUAGUGCCGUCAUGAUGGAAACGAUGAGAUGGCGGCUAGACGCAUUGCUGGAAGGCAUGGAUCUCAGCGCAGUUGUGCGAAAGCAGAUUAUCGCAAAAGCGACAUCGAGUGUUGACUACAUCGAUCAUGCGGAUGAAAAGGUUUCAGCAGCCAUCGUGCAGGCGUACGUCGAAGGUUUGGGAUUUAGCCACGGUUUCUCACUCAUCUCAUCAGCGCUGGCACUAAUCGCGGCUAUUUUCGUAAGAGAGCAUAAGUUGUGA